AGAACAAAAACAAAACAUUUGACAUUUCGCAAUGCCGCCAGUUCUUUGAUAAGUGAAAACAUAAAUACUUUUAUUUUAUUUCACUUAAAUAUAAGAACAAAUUACGAAAAUGCCUAAAGAACAGUUUAGAGAAGCUGAUGUUAUUAAAAAAAUCUCCCACGUGCAAUUUGCCAUAAGUAGUCCUGAAGAAAUUCAGCAGGAGGCACAUUUGCGAAUUAUUUCCAAAAACCUAUAUCAAGGACAAAGAGAACCUGUUCCAUAUGGUGUAUUGGAUAAACGCAUGGGUGUCAGCACAAAAGAUGCGACAUGUGACACUUGCGGGCAAGGGCUUAACGAAUGUAUCGGUCAUUUCGGUUACUUAGAUUUAGCUUUGCCUGUUUUUCAUGUUGGACAUUUUAGAGCAACAAUAUCUAUAUUACAAAUGAUAUGUAAAAGUUGUUCGCAUGUGAUGUUAAAGAAUGUUGAUAAAAAAAUUUAUGAAAAUAAAUUGCUUAAUCCAAAUUUAUCAUACUUAUCAAAAAAAGCUAUACAUGGACAAGUGUUAACAAAAGCUAAGAAACAAACCAAAUGCCCAAAUUGUGAUGCAAUGAAUGGUGGUGUAAAGAAGGGACCGGGCCUUUUGAAAAUAUUGCAUGAUCCAUACAAAGGCAAGAAAACGGAUUCAAUUUUUUCUAAUGCUUUAGAUGAAUUGCUGCAAGCUACUGAAAAUAAUCGUGAACUGCAUAAUAUGAUACCCAGCUAUAAUCAAGUGGAGGAAUUAAAUCCUUUAACUGUUUUAGAGUUAUUUAAAAGUAUACCCAAAAAUGAUAUACCAUUGCUUGGUAUGACUGCUGAAUCUGCUAGUCCAACUAAUUUAAUAGUUACUAGAGUAUUUGUGCCACCAGUUUGUAUACGUCCGUCAGUACUAUCGGAAAUAAAAGCUGGCACCACUGAAGAUGAUUUGACUAUGAAACAAAGUGAAAUUUUACUUAUAAAUGAUGUUAUACAAAAACAUAUGUCCGGUGGUGGUAAAAUCGAGUUGAUACAAGAGGAUUGGGACUUCUUACAAUUACAUGUUGCGCUUUACUUUCACAGUGAAAUAUCUGGUAUACCACUUAAUAUGGCUCCAAAGAAAACCACACGUGGCAUUGUGCAACGUUUGAAAGGCAAACAAGGUCGCUUUCGUGGUAAUCUAUCUGGCAAGCGUGUAGAUUUUUCAGGACGUACUGUCAUAUCUCCUGAUCCCAAUUUAAUGAUACACGAAGUAGGUGUACCUGAACGUGUUGCUAAAAUCUUAACCUAUCCAGAACGUGUUAAUCCAGCUAAUAUUAUAAAAAUGAAAUUACUUGUCAAGAAUGGCACACAAAAGCAUCCUGGCGCUAAUUAUGUACAACAACGUGGUUCAUCAUUUAAAAAAUAUCUAGCUUAUGGUAAUCGUGAUAAAGUAGCACAUGAUUUAAAAUGUGGUGAUAUAGUGGAACGUCAUCUAAACGAUGGUGAUGUUGUGCUCUUCAACAGACAGCCAUCGCUACAUAAAAUGUCCAUCAUGUGCCAUCGUGCUGUGGUGCAACCACAACGAACUUUUCGUUUUAAUGAAUGCGCUUGUACGCCUUAUAAUGCAGAUUUUGAUGGUGAUGAAAUGAAUUUGCAUUUACCACAAACUGAGGAAGCGCGUGCGGAAGCUUUAAUACUUAUGGGUAAUAUGUCGAAUUUAGUUACACCCAAAAAUGGUGAAAUACUUAUUGCUGCUACACAAGAUUUCAUAACUGGUGGCUAUUUACUAACGCAAAAAGAUCAAUUCCUAACUAAGGAACAGGCUAUGCAAUUAGCUGCUUGCUUUAUGGCAUUAUCUAAUAGAAGUAUGCGAAUUGAUAUGCCAAAACCAGCGAUUUUAAAACCACGCAAAUUAUGGACUGGCAAACAAAUAUUCAGUUUACUUAUGCGUCCCAAUAAAACAUGUCCUGUACAAGUUAAUUUAAUAACCAAAGGACGAAAUUAUACCUCUAACUUUGAUAUGUGCGUUAAUGAUUCAUGGGUUGUGAUUAGAAAUUCUGAAUUACUUUGCGGGUCUAUGGAUAAAACCACUUUGGGUUCGAGUAGUAAAAAUUGUAUAUUUUAUGUGAUUUUGAGAGACUACGGAGAAAGCUAUGCUACAAUAUGCAUGUGGCGUUUGGCUAGAAUUGCUUCCUACUUUAUACAAAAUCGUGGUUUCUCAUUUGGUAUUAGUGAUGUCACGCCUAGUGCGAAACUAUUGGAAGAAAAGCAAAACUUACUGGAAAAGGGUUAUCGAAAAUGUGAUGAAUAUAUUUUGGAGAUGAAAAAAGGUACACUACAAUGUCAACCAGGUUGUACACCCGAACAAACACUCGAGGCAGUCAUGCUACGUGAGUUAUCCAGUAUACGUGAACAAGCGGCCAAAGCUUGUUUCCGUGAACUACAUCCCACAAAUAGUGCACUUAUAAUGGCACUUUCCGGUUCGAAAGGUUCAAAUAUUAAUAUAUCACAAAUGAUAGCUUGUGUGGGUCAGCAAGCCAUCAAUGGUAAAAGAGUACCAAAUGGUUUUGAAGAUCGUGCUCUACCACAUUUCGAGAAAUUUUCUGCAAUUCCUGCUGCUCGUGGUUUCGUACAAAACAGUUUCUACUCUGGUCUAACGCCCACGGAGUUCUUUUUCCAUACAAUGGCUGGUCGUGAGGGUUUGGUCGAUACUGCUGUAAAAACUGCUGAAACUGGUUACUUGCAACGCCGUUUAGUUAAGUGUCUUGAAGAUUUAGUUGUACAUUACGAUGGUUCCGUACGAAAUGCUAUUGGUGAAAUUGUUGAACUAACUUAUGGUGGUGAUGGUUUAGAUCCUGUACAUAUGGAAGUAAAAAAUAAGCCAGUGGAUAUGGUACGUCAAUAUAAUCAUUUACAAGCUACUCAUCCUUAUCGUAAUGAACCACCACUUCGAGCUGAGGAUAUAAUGCAAACGACCAAAAAAAUUUUAGAAGAAGAAGAAUUUUCAAAGAGUCGUAAGGACUUUCAACACACUAUUUUAACAUUUAUGCAAAAGGUUACUUUACAAAUCUACAGUAUUCAUAAGAAAUAUCAGCAUCAUAAGUUAAGACAUGAAAUUGGAAGACUGACAGAAGGUCAAAUACGUUCUUUCUUACGUAUGGUUGAUAAUAAAUACAAUAUGGCUGUGACCGAACCUGGAACUGCAGUGGGUGCUAUAGCAGCACAAAGUAUUGGUGAACCAGGCACCCAAAUGACAUUAAAAACUUUCCAUUUUGCUGGUGUUGCAUCUAUGAACAUUACACAGGGUGUUCCUCGUAUUGUUGAAAUCAUCAAUGCAACAAAAACUAUAUCGACACCAGUGAUUACAGCGGAAAUAGAAAAUAAUACAAGCAUGGAGCAUGCACGUAAGGUGAAAGCACGUAUUGAGAAAACCACAUUAGGAGAAGUUUCAUCAUAUAUAGAGGAAGUCUACAGACCAAAUGAUUGUUUCCUGGUUAUUCGUUUAGAUUUGAGUCGUAUAAAGGUUCUGGGCUUGGAAAUAAAUGCAGAGACUAUACGUUACUCUAUUUGUACUUCAAAACUGCGUGUGAAGCCGGCAUUGGUUGAUAUUAUAGGUGCCUCUGUGCUAACAGUACACAUAGACUCCUCCAAACACGGUUCCGCACUUAAUGCAGAAAUGCAACGUUUAACAACUGCUAUACCAAAUGUUGUGGUUGCUGGUUUAUCCAACAUAUCUCGCGCUGUCAUUGCGAUAGACGAUACACGCACACCACCAACAUACAAACUAUGUAUUGAGGGCGCAGGUUUGCGUGAUGUUAUGGCAACAUAUGGAGUUAUAGGUUCGCGCACGAAAAGUAACAAUAUUUGGGAAGUCUAUAAUACGUUAGGUAUAGAGGCUGCGCGCACCACAAUUAUGACUGAAAUUACAGAGGUCAUGGAAGGACAUGGUAUGAGUGUAGAUCACCGACAUAUCAUGUUAUUAGCCAGUCAAAUGACAUCGCGUGGUGAAGUUUUAGGCAUAACACGUCAUGGUUUAGCUAAAAUGCGUGAAAGUGUAUUUAAUUUAGCCUCUUUUGAAAAAACUUCGGAUCACUUAUUCGAUGCAGCUUACUACGGUCAAACCGAUGCCAUCGAUGGUGUGUCUGAGCGUAUCAUUCUCGGUAUGCCUGCCUCAAUUGGAACCGGUUUAUUUAAACUUAUACACAAUCAUGGUGAACUGAGUCUGCCUGACAUCGAAACGCCACUCUUCAAGACAUAAACGUUGAUAUUGAAUAACAUGCUAAAUUGUUAAAUACUUAUAGAGUAAGUUAUAUGUUAAGAAAAACAAAUAAAAAAACAAACAAAUUUGUUUACAUACUAAAAACUAAAUUUAUUUCUCGAAA
This is a messenger RNA of Teleopsis dalmanni, 4355 nucleotides long. RefSeq names its product DNA-directed RNA polymerase III subunit RPC1 (gene Polr3A). The coding region runs from base 110 to 4231 and encodes 1373 amino acids. The record is from RefSeq and is a predicted model, not a curated record. The transcript is spliced from 13 exons. NCBI's taxonomy places the organism in Eukaryota, Metazoa, Arthropoda, Insecta, Diptera, Diopsidae. Gene Ontology annotation, molecular function: DNA-directed RNA polymerase activity; DNA binding. Gene Ontology annotation, biological process: DNA-templated transcription.